AGGGCCAAUAUGGAAAAGGUGAUCAGAGAAGGAGCUUUACGACUACUUACCAAUGAAAGCUCAUGCGAUGUGAUCCUCAGUUGUCAGGGUCACCGGUUGAUGGCUCAUAAACUCAUCCUUUCAGUAGCCAGUCCUGUAUUCAAGUAUCUGAUCAGCGAAGCUCCCUUAGACACGGCAGUGUUAAUCUUUCCCGACGUCUCUGCCAGCAUAAUGUCGAUUCUUUUAGACUACGUUUACACUGGCACUGCUGUCGUCUACUCACAUGCGAUUCAAGAUUUCUUGGCUCUAGCUGAAUUACUCAAAAUUCACUUGGAUAUAUUACCCGAUAAGCCUCUUCUGGAUACCGUGAAGAAAAAAGAAGAGGAAUACCCUGAGAUAUACAGCAAGAGGACUAAAAGGAAAUUGCCAAACUUAGUGCCGAUUGAGCAACUACAAUGUCAGGAGAAACGAAGAAGACUGAAGAGCUUCGUGUUGCCAAGUCCUUGGUGUGCCAGAGGAGAAGCAAUUUUUGGUGAUCCCAGGGAAAGCAAAGAAAAUCUAGAAAAUAGGAUAUCUACAUUGAUACCAAAGCGACAAGAAAACGACAGCAAUAAUAAUUUCUCAAUGCCACCUUAUCCAAACUACUACCUCCCUAACAGUUUGUCGAGAAACGUAAUAGAAGAUUACAGAAUACCUAGGAUUCCUAUCGAACCAGCAGAAUCCAUAGAGCAUUUACCUACAUCAAACUUAAUAAGUAAUUUCAGCAGAAACUUCAGUCAAACGGAUUUUGAGAAUGUCCUUCCAAGACCUCCUAUGCAUCAGACGGAAGUUCGAUCACAAGGUUUGAAGGAUACUGAAGCCAGCAAGAGCUUAGUGCUCAAUGCAGAUCCCAUCAAAACUGAAGAAAGCAGGCUACUAUGGAACACACCUAUCCAAGAUCGCUUAAAGUUGUCAGAAGAUAAAGGCAGGAGAGACAAAGAGUCGAUCUCUUCGAUAUCUUCAAACGAGAAUAGCCGACAAGAAAGCACAGAAACAGGCAAUGCGGACCAGAAAGGUCAACGAUACGAUAAGCAAAAGCCGUUCAAGUGCGAGGAUUGUGGAAAAUGUUUCAGUCAGCUAAGGAAUUACAAGUACCACAGAUCUGUCCACGAAGGCACAAAGGAAUUCGCUGCAAAGUGUCAGGAGUGUGGCAAAAUGUUCAAUGAUCGCGGUUACCUUUCCAGCCAUAUGAAGAUCCAUAGAGAUAAAAAGGAAUACGCAUGUCCACAUUGUCCCAAGAGGUUUAACCAGAGGGUGGCGUACAAUAUGCAUUUGAGGAUACAUACGGGUGUUAAGCCACAUGAGUGCAACGUGUGUGGUAAAAGCUUCUCAAGAAAAAUGUUGCUGAAACAACACCAACGUGUCCAUACUGGAGAAAGACCAUACUCGUGUCCAGAAUGCGGAAAGACGUUUGCUGAUCGGUCGAAUAUGAGCCUUCACGCAAGACUUCAUACAGGGGUAAAACCGUACUCUUGCGAUCUCUGCCCGAAGAGCUUCACGAAGAAACACCAUCUCAAGACACAUAUGAACUUCCAUACGGGCCUAAAACCGUACAAAUGCGACAGGUGCGGACUGGCCUUUUCGCAGAGCAGUAACAUGAGGACGCACUACAAAAAGUGCGUGUUACGACACGGAGGAGGAGAUGGUAGUAAUAGUGGAGGAGAGGGGGCUAGUGGGUUAAAAGUGGAAGUUAUCAACAGUUAACAAUCGUUUUUGAGAGAUUAAAUUUCAUGUAUGAAGGCCAAAAGUCAACAGAGGCUUAAUAGACAGUAUCCCUGCUGAGUUGAAGAUUUCUAUGAGAAAAGGAAAUCGCCCCGCCUAGCUUUUUGAGGCAAGACUAGAUUGUUCACGGGGUGUGGAUGCCGCAACCUUGAAACUCCUUUUUUACGGCGGACAGCUUCAACUAUAUAUUUCUCUAAAUAGCAGAAUUAAAUCCUCAUUCUUCAGUUAUUGAAGCCGGGUUGUUUCUAUUUUUAAAUAAAUACUAGUUUUAUUUUUUUAAAUAAAUACUUAUUUUAUUUUUGUUUAUAAAUUGUUUGUUUCUAAUUUGUAUAGUUUUUAUAAAUACAGUAUUUUCAACAAAAUAAUCUGUGAUAUGUGUAUGAGGCAAGUACUGAAG
Molecule: messenger RNA, 2137 nt
Organism: Acanthoscelides obtectus
Lineage: Eukaryota; Metazoa; Arthropoda; Insecta; Coleoptera; Chrysomelidae
Source: the annotation of a GenBank genome assembly